Molecule: messenger RNA, 6145 nt
Organism: Xyrichtys novacula (pearly razorfish)
Lineage: Eukaryota; Metazoa; Chordata; Actinopteri; Labriformes; Labridae
Source: the annotation of a GenBank genome assembly
AGUCAACGCCAGAGGGCGCUAUGUGAAAAGAAGACUUGAUUUAGGGACAAAGGGUGACGCGGUAGUUACUCCACAGCACUCUAGCAGCAGAUGGCUAAUCUCUAGAUGUACACACGUGAAAACAAGUAUUAUUGCCGUAGAUGAGGUUGACGGUACUUCGACUUUCAGACUGAUCUAUCCCAUCGCCCCCGUGGUCUUCCGGGAUGAGCCGCACGCUCAGUUGGUGACAGCUGACAUGAACGACGUCAGCACAGAACACAACCAAGGCAGCACGCGGCUGAACGUCGCGCGUAGCUCAACUCUUAUCCCGUGAAACGACGGACGGAAACGGUAAAGAGGGAAAAAAAUCACCUUAUGAAGAAGUCACUUGAAGCUGACCCAACACUGCUCCUAAAAUGAGGAGACUGUCAAAGAAGAAGGCCCUGACUCUGGUGAAGGAGAUAGACGCUUUCCCCAAAGUGCCUGAGAGCUACGUGGAGUCCUCAGCCAGCGGAGGGACAGGUACGAGGACCCCCUCACAUACCACCUUUUCCUCUUAGUAGGGGAGACCGGGGAUGGUUGUAACAUUUUUGACAUUUUAAGGCACUUUAACAUAACUGGUGUGUGUGUGUGUGUUUGCAGUGGCUUCAACAAUUACACAGCUGUGUGUGUGUGUGUGUGUGUGUGUGUGUGUGUGUGUGUCUUAUAUUAACAUUUGAAUAUAAGAAACUGAACAAAAUGUUGAGAGGUACCCCCUGGCCAGUCGUUCUCUCCCACGACUAGGCAUACCUAAUUUCAAAGAAAACAUAAAGAUAACAAAAAGUUUGCUUAGGGGAGGUUGUAACAUUUUGCAUUGUUGUUACAACUAACCCAGACCAUUGUCACCAGGAACUAGCUUACUUUACAGCUAACAGCUAAAACUUUGCCAUGAACAUCCAUCCAUCCAUCCAUCCAUCCAUUUUCUACCGCUUAUUUCCGUUCCUGGGGUUGCAGGGGGGCUGGAGCCUAUCCCAGCAUCUUCGGGCGAAGGCAGGGGACACCCUGGACAAGUCGCCCGUUCAUCGCAGUGCUGACAUAAAGAGACGAACAACCAUUCACGCUCACAUUCACACCUAUGGGCAAUAUGGAAGUGGCCAAUUAACCUAACCCCACUUAGGCAUGUUUUUGGGAUGUGGGAGGAAACCGGAGUACCCGGAGUAAACCCAUGCAGACACAGGGAGAACUCCACACAAAAAUGCCCUGACCCGGAUUCGAACCCAGGACCUUCUUGCUGUGAGGCGACAGUGCUUGCCAUGAACAACUUGCAAGAAAAAUAUCUAUACAGACGCACAAAAAACGUGAUUUAAGUUUGAUGAGUUCAACUACAAAGCAGGCGAUAAUAUCAUAAAAAUAUCUGAAUUAAAAAAACUACUUUCUUAACUCAGAAUUUUUUUUUUUCUCUUAAAAUUGGCUGAGUCUACCAUAGGAUCCUACAUGUACACAUGUGGAACAAGGACUAAACUAAGCAUGUGCAGAGUGAGUCAGGUGAUUAGCGAAAUCGGAAGCGUUACAAUUGACCCGUGUUACAACCAUCCCUGGUCUUCCCUACAUUCAUUUUGCUACUAUUUUUCUUUCUUCCAGUGUCUCUGCUUGCAUUCACCCUCAUAGCUGUCCUCUCCUUCCUGGAGUUCUUUGUGUACAGAGACACAUGGAUUAAGUAUGAAUAUGAGGUGGACAAAGACUUCAGCAGGUAAGAGCUAAACAAAGUGUGUGACACUCACACCUGCAAUCCAGCAUAAAACCUACCCAAAAUUCUUCUAUGGUUUCACUUAAUGUUGACAGGGUCAUUCUCCCUGGUAGCUGCUGUGCCCAGGGGUUCAUAGUGUUAUGGUUGGUCAGUGUAUGUCUGGGUAACCCUAACUGUCUGUUUUUCACUCACAGUAAACUGAAGAUAAACAUUGACAUCACCGUGGCCAUGAGAUGCAAGGGUAAGUCCAGGAACGACCAUCUCAUCUAUUUUUGUUUGAGAAAGGUGUGAUGGAUGUUUUCAGCUUUUUCAUAUGGUUGGAUGCAGACAUAGGUGCAGAUGUCCUGGAUAUAGCAGAGACAAUGAUACCAACUGAUGCCUUGAAGUAUGAUCCAGUGAGUUUGAGCACCUUCAUCAUUCUUUAAUUCACAAUAAUUCAACAAAGGGAGAGUAUUAAAAAAGUAGUAUUCUAAUCCACUUUGUCAGCUCAGUCAUGCUCAGCUCACAGUUUUCUUUUUGUUAUUUUUUUGGUCACAUUUUCAGGUUGAUUUUGAGCUGACACCACAGCAACAGUUAUGGCAGAGGUAAACUUCACACCUUUAUUAUGUUCACAUUUAUGAACACUCCCUUAAGAAAUGUAGCAUUUUUAACCAGCAUAAGGCAUGAUUUGCUUUUACUUAUUAUUGAAGUGAUAGUUAAGUCUCUUGAUUAUAGUGCAUAAAAUCUGCAUAUUUCUGUUAGAGUUUCAAGCCUUUCUGAAGGACACCAAAUACUGUUUGCUAACUGUUGCCUUCACGGUAAAUAAACUUGGCAAACUGGUUUGUCUUGAUUAGCAAAGAGCCAGUGAGCAGGUUACUGUUCCGUACAUUUGGUUAAUAUAGAUGAUAUGUCUACAUUUAAAAUGCUGUAAGUGUUUUAGCUAAUUCAUCAUUGUAACUUUCCCCUCCACUCGCAGUACGCUGCUGCAAUUCCAGGAUCGUCUGAGAGUAGAGCAAGCUCUCCAGGAUGUUCUCUUUAAAGCUGCGAUGAAAGGACCUCCUCCUGCUCCACUGUCAAAGUACAGUUUUUUUCCAGACGCUGUUCAAAAUUAUUACAAAGAUCGACAAGGAGGUGUCACAGCUCACAUAUAUCCAGAUAAAAUAUUCCCUUUCUGUUGCUCUCUUCACCUGCAGUGAGGACGACUCAUUUUCCCGUAGUGCCUGCAGAAUACACGGACAUGUUUAUGUCAACAAGGUGGCAGGAAAUUUCCACAUUACUGUUGGCAAGUAUGUUUGAAAAAAGGACUAGUAUACAAUUACACCUAUGAUUAAUUAGAUAAAUAUAUAUCAGAUCCUUACAGUGUCACACACAGAACACAAACCUUUUCUCUCCACACAGGUCCAUCCCACAUCCCAGAGGCCACGCACAUCUCUCUGCAUUUAUUAGUGAUGACUGUAAGCGCAUUUUCUUGUAAUUAUACUGUUUCUUCAUGAUAAUAUUUGCGCUAUGCUGAAAAUUUGACAAAAAUUAUUAAUGCACGUAUGAUGAAAUACUCUUACAGUGACAAGUACCGAUUGCCUGUACAUACUACUUUGUUAUAGCAUAUAACUUUUCUCACCGGAUCGAUCACCUUUCCUUUGGGGAAGCGAUUCCUGGAAUCAUCAACCCUCUAGACGGCAUUGAGAAAGUUACACCUGUUGGUGGGUAACCUCUGUCCACCCUGAAUCCUGAUUUAAGAUCUUUUUUUUAUAUAUUAUUAUUAUACUGAUUAAUUUAAUGUAUUUAAAUAUGUAUCAGAGGAAAUGGAAAACUGACCAGCCUUUGUGUUGAAUAUUUUCAGCUAGCCACAUGUUUCAGUACUUCAUCACCAUUGUGCCCACCAAACUGAACACCCACAAGCUUUCUGCAGACACACAUCAGUUCUCUGUUACUGAACAGGUAUGUUUAGUUUUUGUAACUGUGUGUUUGUGCAGUGAAUCAUGCAUCAGUGUGGCGAGCAUGUUUGUAUUCCUCUUAUUUGCUCUGCAGGAGCGAGUGAUAAACCACGUUUUGGGCAGCCAUGGAAUCUCAGGGAUCUUCAUGAAGUAUGACAUCAGCUCACUGAUGGUUAAAGUCACAGAGCACCACAUGCCUCUCUGGAGGUUUCUCAUCAGACUCUGUGGGAUCAUUGGAGGCAUUUUCUCCACUACAGGUAAUGGAAGAUAUCUGUCAUAACAACUUUGAGCUGCAAACAAUCGUCACUGAGUGUCAGGAGCAAAGGCCAGAUUAGUUUACUGACUACUGGGCAGAUAUUUAUUAAUGUAACCACUGUCAGAAUAUUUUUAGCUGUUUAGAAGGCUUGCAUGAAAAAUGUGUUAAUAACAUUCAGGACAAACUUUCAACACUCGUGAACAUCUGCUUGAAAAAUGCUGUAGGUAGAGUUCUUACAGGCAGCAGUCACUCUGAGCGACAGCAGUGCAAAGCUGUCAGUGACAGAAACAUCUUCUGUGUGCCUUUGAGUGUAAAGGUGAUCAAUAAAUAAAUCCAAAGGUUGUCAAACAGCUUCUACCCCUUUACCUACAUUUUGGGGUGUAAGAAAACUGUGUUAAGGCAGAUAAACAAUGUUCCAUUAUUUUGCAUUUCAUCAAACUUCGUGAGCUUCAGCAACCAGUCACUCUCUCUCUUGUAGGCAUGCUUCACAGUGCGCUGGGGUUCUUAGUUGAUGUAAUCUGCUGUCGUUUCCGGAUGGGAUCCUACAAACAUUUGAAGGUGAAUCAAUGAAAUACCUGUUAAAACUCAAAGUUGGCAUGCUUUUCUUUUUUGGUGAAAAGGUUUCUAAAUAUUUCAUUUUCUUUUCUCAGGAUGUUCCUGUGGUUCAGCUGACCAACAGUGAAACGCUUAUUCCUACAGUCGACAACGAUCAACAGUGAACUCACAGGUCACCGAGCUGAUCUGACCCACCACACGGCAGUGGCAUGAUGGGAAAAUGUUUACAAAUGACUGUAAUUAUUAGGACAGUUUUUAAAACUAUAAGAAGACACGAUUGAUUUUUGACUGAGAAAGAUUUCAAUCGAUACAUCCACCAGGACAACUGAACAGAAAACUGAUGAUGACCUGCUGUCAGAGCUGUCAUGGUAACAUCCCACACAGGUGUUUUGACCUAUUCUGGUUUAUUAGAACUUUUCUCAGGGUUGUGCUUUGAUUGAUGUUCCUGGCUUGUGGGUUUUAAUUUGAUACUAUCGUGUUAUUUGUGAACUCUGAACUUUCAGCUUUGCAGUCCUGAAAACCUUUGUGAGUGAGCAGGGAUUUCAGGGUUUUUAUUUGUUACAUGAGUGUUUUAAUGCUUAUGAUGGUGACUUAAAAAUUGGUGUCUUUAAAAAAAAAAAAAUCAAAAUUUCUCCUGUUUUUCAUUCAUUUUUUGUUAUCUGUGUAUUGUCCAACCAUUACUUCAAGCCCCCCUAAAUAUUCAUAUAAAUGAUCUGAAACACACAAAAACACAGCAGCAGUGAGUAAAAGAAUCUAAAAGAAUAUUUUACACCAUGUCAAGAGUUUAUUUGACAGUAUUUCAGAAUAUCUUUCAGUAAACAAGUUUUUUGUUUUUUAGCAAAAUGUUAUAUAUCAGUACUGUCGCAUUUCAUAAAAAUAGUUGUUCACGUCUUUGAAACUACAGUAUCAAUGAUACAGUAAACCAUAUUUGUAGGAAUACAGCUGUACAAGGUGAAUAGUACACAAUUAACACUACACAGUUAUACUUGAUCUCAAUGGGGAUUCAUGAACGUGCCAUCCUUCACAGAUUCAAUAAAGCAGUUUUUUUGUUUUUGUAUACAAAAUCACUCACAGCAGGCAGGGGGACGGCCUGGACGGAGACAGAGGGCUGGAUGACAAAUCCUUUCACCUUUUCUGAACUUUGACAUUUGUAUAAACAUUUGACACGUUUCUACAGCCUACUGGGAUGCUCUCCUGCUCUUUGCUAACAUGACAGAUCACGUGAACCACAGCUGAGAAACAUCCAGACCAGCUUUUACUGAAAACUUACAAAUUGGUCUUAAAGGUCUGACGAACUUAAGUUCCACUCAAGAGAGAUUUUACCUGCAGGUCUUGCCACUCCAGUUCAUGCUGCAUUUAUGAACACUGUAUCUUCAAAAACUCAUCCGGUCCUCCAGUAAUCAAAAGCACUGGUGAUUUAUUUAAUUAAGAACAUUAUCUUGUUUGGAGAGAUGGAUGAUAUCGACAUGGAGGAAUGAAGGAUAAAAGUAAAUUCUUCAUCGCAUGUGUCUCUUGGUUCUAUAGCAGCACACUCUGACUCUGCUAAGUAUCAAAACUUUGUGAUCAAACAAACAUUUUACUGCAUUUGUGUUUCACAGAUCAUCUCAACUCCAGCGUUCAGCUUUAGCGAGUGCUGGUGCAGCUCUUCGCGCUUCAAACUGAACCUGUUUUCUUUACACAACAGACAAAUAAAGCUGAAAUGAGGCUCCUCUGAAA